AUGGACACGAGUCCAGACGUCCACCUACAAAUGCAGUUUAUGUCUGCGCAACAACAACAACAACAACAGAACCUAGAGCGACAACAACAACAACACCAGAUGAUGAUGAUGAAUAAACGUAACCUCUCACAGGAUGGUGGCGAAGCGAUGUUGUCUGCAAUGAACGAAUGUGGCAAGCCCCAAGUGGCGCGAACUAUGACGAUGCCUCCACUUCAGCAACCACAACAUGUGCCUCAGCAACCUGUUUCAAUGGCUGGCCAAUGGAAUCCGCAGUCUCAGUCCAAAAUGGUGGCGAGGCCUUCUGCUUCUCCACAGGGCCAAGUCAUAGGUUCCAUGGUCACGCAGCACCAACAACAAAUAGCUCCUUCACACAAUGCGGUCUCUCAGGAGGAUUUGCGAAUGAUGCAACAAAUACAGUCUACAAAUCGUCAGAAGGCAGGACCUCCGCUAGAGGUAAGUCAUUUCUGGCUCCAUUUUCACACCCUUUUGCGAACUGCGAUUUUUCUGUGUAACUUUGUUGGGUUAAAGCUAAAAUUAUCCUGA
Dibothriocephalus latus is the source of this 543-nucleotide messenger RNA. NCBI's taxonomy places the organism in Eukaryota, Metazoa, Platyhelminthes, Cestoda, Diphyllobothriidea, Diphyllobothriidae. The record is from the annotation of a GenBank genome assembly.